CUAAGCAGCUCGGGAGCCCGUUUGCUCCCGGAUCUGACACAGGCUUGGAGGACGGUGUGGAGGGCGUGGCCUCUACUAGGAGGCAAAAUCGGGAAGAGCUCAAUUUGGGACUCUGGGAGCUCGAGCCUCAGAGCUAUGACGCACUUGUCCUCAGUUUCCCCAUCACUCUGCGCCAUGGCGUCCCAGGGUCUUCGGGGGAGGCCGCUGCGGAAGCCCGCGACGGUGGUGCGGGGGGAGGCGGCCGAAACGGACUCGGAGCCCUCUGCGUCCUCGUCGGAGGAGGAGGAGCUAUACCUGGGCCCCUCGGGCCCGACGCGCGGCCGCCCCACCGGGCUGCGGGUGGCGGGGGAGGCCGCGGAGACCGACUCGGACUCGGAGCCGGAGCCGACAGCUGCACCAGAGGACCUGCCUCCGCUCGUGGUGCAGCGGGAAACGGCCGGGGAGACCUGGGGCGCGGAGGAGGCCCCGGCGCCCGCUCCUGCGCGCUCGCUGCUGCAGCUCCGUCUGGCCGAGACCCAGGCGCGGCUAGACCACGACGUGGCGGCUGCGGUGAGCGGCGUGUACCGCCGUGCGGGCCGCGAUGUGGCCGCCCUGGCCAGUAGACUCGCGGCCGCCCAGGUGGCGGGGUUGGCUGCGGCCCACAGCGUGCGCCUGGCGCGGGGGGACCUCUGCGCGCUGGCAGAGCGCUUGGACAUUGUGACCGGCUGCCGCCUGCUGCCCGACAUCCAUGGCGUGCCAGGGACUGAGCCCGAGCCAGACCCGGGACAGCGGGCCUAGCCAUAGCCCACUCCCCUGUCUGACCCUGCCCUUCGGUGGGCCAUGUGGCCUCUGGACCUGGCUCUGUACUCUUCCGUAGCCACCCUCGAGUCUUACUGUAGUCCUCAAGGCUAACCCCGCCCCUGGCUAAUGCUGGGCGGGGAGGUGUAGUGGCCCCGCCCCGCGCCUAGCAUUUGGUUGUCUCUCUGGUUGCCAGCCUGCUUCUGAGGCUUGGCUCCAGUUCCUUUGGACCUAGCUGCUCCUUGAUCUGUCUCCAUCCUGGGGGCUCGCUGUGCCCCUCCUUUCCUUGUGCUCUGCCUCUCUGAGUUUGGUUUCUGUUCACAGGGGCUGGUCCUGUUUCUUCCCACAGGAGCCCCGAUUCUGGCACAGAUUCACUAGCAUCUUUCUUUGCUACUUUGGCUCUGCCUCUAGUCCCAGCCCAAAUUCUGAAAUUUUGUCUUCCUAGGCUGGGCCCUUUUUCUGCUCCCCAGUCUUGGCCCUGGUUGCACCCCUAGUUUUAGUCCUUGCACUGCUACCUCCUGGCUCUUUCUCCUUGGGCUUAGCUCCAACCCCUAGGUUAGGAAACAAACCUCUUGUUUCCUAAGUCCAGCUGUACUCUCAGGAUUGGUUUUGCUUCUUUUUGCUCAUUCCCGCUCUGCUUAUACCACUACCCACCUGAUCUGAGCUCCAGAGACCCCUGUGGUUCCCUUCAUUAGGCAUAAGAUGAGGUUCCCUCCUGACCCAAGGGAGUCCUUCUCCCAAUUCUCUAGGCCUAGGAUGGCAUCUUCUCCAGACCCAAGUUGGUUGGGCCUCCUUUCCCUCCAGGCCAAGGUGGCACCUUGGGUCCAAGCGCCAGACAGAAGAUGGCCCUCUUGACUCUGCAGGCCAGUAGCAGCACCCUUUGAGCACUUAGGGCCCCAAACAGGAUUGCUCUAGUCCAUUGGGUGCAGUAUGACACCAUUUGGCGGACGAGGACCACAUGGAUGGUGUUUGUUCUCUGUGUUGGACCUUGAAUGCUAAAAGGCUUGGAUGCUGGUUUGGCUCAGAGUCUGGGGUUAGCCGACGUUCUGUUCUUUCUCACCUGCUCCCUUUUCUGGUCUCUGCUCUAGCCCCUCAGUCCCAUUCCCAUUUAUAACCCCUCCCCAACUCUUGAAUCCCAACCUGAAGUGAGAUCUGAGUCCCGGGAUGGAGAAGUGAGGCAAAGUGCUGUAAGGUAGACCCAUUAAAAUUCCAAACAUUUACUGAUAUGGCCUGUUCCUCUUAUCGCCCCACCUAAGCCAGAGGAGGGUAAGUUGGUGAUUUCUCUGAGAAUGGGGGUCCCAAGAUAGGGAUCCUUCAUGCCUGGCCUACUGAAGGUGAAGCUGUAUCUGGGAGAUCAAGGCCCUGAGUGUUUUGCCAUGGCUCUGCAUGCAUUUAUAUUUCAUUAAUUCAACACUUUUACUGGGCACCUCUUCUGUACCUGUUCUGUGCUGGAUGCUGAGGGUGCAGCAGCCAUCCCACUGGGGGAGACAGACAUUAAUAAAAUGUUCUUGUAAAUAA
Manis pentadactyla (Chinese pangolin) is the source of this 2295-nucleotide messenger RNA. RefSeq names its product biogenesis of lysosomal organelles complex 1 subunit 3 (gene BLOC1S3). NCBI's taxonomy places the organism in Eukaryota, Metazoa, Chordata, Mammalia, Pholidota, Manidae. The record is from RefSeq and is a predicted model, not a curated record. The transcript has 2 exons. Gene Ontology annotation, cellular component: BLOC-1 complex. Bases 136 to 777 code for a protein of 213 amino acids.